CCCCGCACCAAGAGAAACAACUUUGUGAAAACUUCCGGUUGCUUGUAAUUUGCGGCCAGUCUAGGUUUUUUCCUUCCGUAACUUGUGGGGUAACAGUCGAUCGCUAGGGCCAGGUGGUGUUAAUAAUUGCAUCGAGAGAUUUUCCCGACGGACCUUGCGUCAGGAAUCCACCGAGAAGACAGAGCACCGCAACUGGGCGUUUCGUUACCGUUUCUCGAAUCUUCGGUAAAAGUUUUGAAGUCAAGAAGCACCCUUGUCUACUUUUCAAGUGAAAGGUAUCUCAGAUACCGGAAUAAAGACAAUGCAGUGUACCCUCCUAACCCUCAUGGUAGGGUUCCUUGCCUGUUUGACACGCCCCACCUGCAGCCAGCCGGCACUGGGUGAGAUCUACCGUCUUAAAGGCCUCCAAUCAGAUAUCUUAAUGGAUACCUUCCGGUUCAUUGAGGACCGCAUGUCGUCCAAUCACAGACGACUUGGUAGGAGGCUGAAUAGCAUUGACUCCAGCAUUAGAGGAAUGGAGACAACAUUCGGGAUUGAGAGUCCAGAAACAGAAGGGGAGGCGGAACCAGACGUGCCGGUGUUUCCAGUGAUACCUGACGAGGAGCCGAAUAACAUCGGAGGGCGCCCGGGCCUGAAGCCUGAUAUACCCGCACCAGAGCUUCCCCCUAUCGGCCAGAUCGCUCGUAGUUGCGAUGAAAUAUACCGGAUGGGUUUCAGGAAUGACAAUGAUUAUGUGAUCGACCCCGACGGUCCUGGACGUGGUACUGCGCCGGAAUUCAACGUGCGGUGCGAGUUGUCAAGGGGACAAGGUGUAACUAUAAUCGGUCAUAACUACGACGACGAGGCUGUGUCGGUGAGUGGCUAUGAACCUCCCGGUUCAUUCCAGCUUCAACUACGGUACAAUAACGCCAACUUCGAGCAGCUUGAGGCCCUUACCAAAGUCUCUCAAACCUGUGAGCAGUACAUCAAGAUCGUGUGCCUGUCUGCUGUUCUGUUCCGAGGCCAGGUGAAGAGCGAGCAGCGAGACUACGGUUGGUGGAUCGCGCGGGACGGUACCCGCAUGAUGAGCUGGGGUGGGGUGGAGUCGUCUACCGACAGCGGACAAUGUGCUUGCGAUCUUGACGACACGUGCGUGAACAAGAACUUCAAAUGCAACUGCGAUUCCAACAACAAGUUCCGGACGGAAGACUCCGGGUUCCUGACGGACAAGGAGUACCUCCCGGUCCGGAUGGUGUAUCUUGGAGACACUGGAGGCAGAAAGGAACAAUCUUGGUUGACUUUAGGGAAGUUUAUGUGUAAGGGAUAUGCGCCUGAAUAGAGGGGUCAACAUUGGUUGGGGGUUAUUUUGACUUCACAAAAGCUGGGCUAGAGUUCCAGGCAAGGGUGUUACAUCUUUUAGUUUUUUUACGUAAGUUUUGAUGUAAGUUAGUCAAAAUCAUGUCUCAUUUGACUAAUUAGUGUUGUUUUCACUAUUGUAUUUAACGAGUGUACUUAACAAAACACACUUUAUUUUGGGUGCAUUUUUAGAUUGUGUAUGCAUUUUAGGUUGUGUUGCCGUUUCUGAGUAAAACUUGACAGUUGACAAAAAACAGGGGUUAUUUUGAUAGUGAUAAUUCAAGCAAAAAAAAAACUUUCAUUGGGGACGCAUUUUAGAUUCCGUUCACAAGGUUCAUCAAAACAAUGGUUUCAGUUGGUCUAUUCUGACCUGUUGCAUUUUAAAUGCUUUUCGGGGUUGAACAGAGGAUUGACUAGAGUGGAAUUCGAACCAAUGACCUCCGGAUUAACGUGCCAGCGCUCUACCAACUGAGCUUUCUUGCCCUAUGUUGGCGG
This is a messenger RNA of Asterias rubens (European starfish), 1830 nucleotides long. Its product is annotated as contactin-associated protein-like 2. The transcript has 6 exons. The record is from RefSeq and is a predicted model, not a curated record. NCBI's taxonomy places the organism in Eukaryota, Metazoa, Echinodermata, Asteroidea, Forcipulatida, Asteriidae. Bases 302 to 1318 code for a protein of 338 amino acids.